This is a messenger RNA of Cicer arietinum (chickpea), 1768 nucleotides long. RefSeq names its product aldehyde dehydrogenase family 3 member H1-like. Gene Ontology annotation, molecular function: aldehyde dehydrogenase (NAD+) activity. NCBI's taxonomy places the organism in Eukaryota, Viridiplantae, Streptophyta, Magnoliopsida, Fabales, Fabaceae. Gene Ontology annotation, cellular component: cytoplasm. Gene Ontology annotation, biological process: aldehyde metabolic process. The record is from RefSeq and is a predicted model, not a curated record.
GACUCUCCCCUCCUAACCAUGGAGCGACCGCUAUAAAUUUGCAUCCCAAUCUUUUCAGUUUCAAUUCAACGCAUAUAUAAUUUCUACUUUGCUCUCACUUUGUUUUCCACAUUAUAAUAAUAAUAAUAUACAAUCAUGUCUGGCGAGGAGUAUUCAGAGAAAAAGUUUGACACAGAAGCGGCUUCGUCGCUGGUGAAGGAGUUGAGGGAGAAUUUUAGUUCCGGUAAAACGCAAAGUUAUGAAUGGAGAAUUUCGCAAGUUAAGGCUCUUUUGAAAAUGGUUGUGGAACAACAGGAUCAAAUAAUUGAUGCUCUGCGUUCCGACCUCGCCAAGCCACCGCUCGAAACUGUCGCGUACGAGAUUGGUAUGUUAAAAAACUCAUGUAAAGUCACGCUGAAGGAAUUGAAACAAUGGAUGUCACCAGAAAAGGUUAAAACUUCAAUCACAACUUUUCCUUCUUCGGCUGAAAUAGUACCUGAACCACUUGGUGUUGUGUUAGUCAUCUCUGCAUGGAAUUAUCCAUUAUUGUUGUCCCUUGAUCCAGUUGUUGGAGCUAUAGCAGCUGGUAAUGUUGUGGUUCUAAAACCAUCAGAAGUUGCUCCAGCAUCAUCUUCACUGCUGGCAAAAUUGUUAGGGAAGUACAUGGAUAACUCAUCUAUUAGAGUUGUGGAAGGUGCAGUUGAUGAAACUACUGCAUUGUUGCAACAAAAGUGGGACAAAAUUUUCUAUACAGGUAAUGGAAAAGUGGGAAGGAUAGUGAUGGCUGCAGCUGCAAAACACCUUACACCAGUUGUUCUUGAGCUUGGAGGAAAAUCUCCCACUGUUGUUGAUUCAAAUGUCAAUUUAAAGGUUACAGCUAAAAGGAUAAUUUCUGGCAAAUGGGGCUGUAACAAUGGACAAGCCUGCAUUUCUCCUGAUUACAUUAUAACAACAAAAGACUUUUCUCCAUUGUUGGUAGAUGCCUUAAAGACUGAGUUGGAAAACUUCUUUGGAAAGAAUCCAUUAGAAUCAAAUGAUUUGUCGCGCAUUGUGAGUUCUAACCACUUCCAUCGCUUGAUAAAGCUCAUGGAUGAGGAUAAGGUUUCUGACAAGAUUGUUUAUGGUGGUGCAAAGGAUGAAAGCAAAUUGAGGAUUGCUCCUACUAUUUUAUUAGACACUCCACGAGAUUCACUGAUAAUGAGUGAGGAGAUCUUUGGUCCAUUGCUUCCCAUCAUCACGGUGAAUAAGCUGGAAGAAAGCUUCGAUGUGAUCAACUCGGGAACAAAGCCACUAGCAGCAUAUUUAUUUACAAAUGACAAUAAGUUCAAGGAACAAUUUGUGAAGAAAGUUUCUGCUGGUGGUUUGGUUAUCAAUGACAGUGUUUUACAUUUUGUGGCUUGUACUUUGCCAUUUGGGGGAGUUGGAGACAGUGGAAUGGGUGCAUACCAUGGAAAAUUCUCCUUUGAUGCUUUUACUCACAGAAAGGCGGUACUUUAUCGCGGUUUUACAGGCGAUUCAUCUUUAAGGUACCCACCUUACACGGAUAAAAAGCAGAAAUGUAUGAAAGCUCUAGUUGCCGGUGAUGUUCCCGGUCUUGUUCGUGCUCUUUUCGGAUAGUCCUAGGCUUUAAUUUGUUUUCAAAUGGGGUUGUUAGUGAUUUAUCUUUUGAUCUGAUUCUGUUGUAUUUAUUGUGCACAAUGCACGUUGGUUUCAUUAUAACCACUUUUCAAAAUAAACUUAUUAAGCGAGGUUGAGGUUAUGCUUGGUAAAAGCAAAUUGGUUGUUGAUA